Messenger RNA from Rotaria socialis, 1191 nucleotides. Lineage: Eukaryota; Metazoa; Rotifera; Eurotatoria; Philodinida; Philodinidae. The record is from the annotation of a GenBank genome assembly.
AUGGAAGAAAGUAUUCUAUCACAAAAAAUGACUGAAUUAACAACAACAACAACAACAACAACAAUGAACGAUGUUAAAAUUAAAAACAAUUCAUCUCUAUCCAUCGAUAAAACGAUUCAAGAUCGUCUUGAAAUAAUUCCAAAUUAUUUAAAAGAAGAAAAUAAAACAUUUCAAUCGAUCAUCGAUCAAGUAUUAUGUUUGAUGAAUAUAUCGUCAAUAGGCAGAGAUAAUAUAUGCAAUGAUUUACAACAUAUAAGUAUUCUUAUGUACAAAAUGCAUAUUCUUUCGAUGUAUCAUUUAUUAUGGACAACAUAUUGGAAAUCAGGUCUUGGUCAAUUGAUUAAACAACAAAAAAAUUAUGUAUUCUAUUCAACAAAUAUUAGUAUUUGGCCUAAAGAAAUUAAACGAAUAAUAAAAACAACAAUGAACGAACAACAACAACAUACAGAUACUUAUACAAGUUCAAUGGAUUUAGUUUGUUAUCAUAGACAAGAACUUGAAAGACAAUUAAGACAAAUACAAAUUGAAUGGAAUGAAAAAGUCAAUCAUUUGUCUGGUUAUAAUUUAAAAGUUGAACAAUUAUUACAAGAUUAUAUUAUUCAAAAUCAAGAUGAAUUUCAAAAGGAAAUAGAACAUAAAAUAGAACUGGUUACAUAUGAUUAUCAAAUAGAAGCUAUCAAACAAGAAUUUAAUCGUCAAAAUCCAACUGAAUAUCAAAAAAAACUUAUGAAACAAUUAUGUCUAAAAAAAGACGAAAAAGAAACGACUGCACAAGAAUUAAAAUUCCUACAAGAACGUAUCGAUCAUUUCAAUGCAUCAGAUCAAUCAUUUGAACAUUCGACUAUUAUUGAAUCGACAGCAAUGAUCGAUUCUAUUGAAAAUAUUGAAAUACGACAACAAUUACAACAACAAUGGCGAAAAAUAAUUCAACAAGCCAAAGCUGAUCUCUGUAUAUUAAUUUUAGAAACAGCUAAAGCACAACACAGUACAGCUGCAUUAAACUAUGACAAUCAAGCUAAUAAACUGUAUUCAAUUCAUCAUAAUGCACUUGAUUUCACAACAUUACCAUUAAAAAUGAUCGAUUUAAUUCAUGAAUAUUGUCGAAUGAUAGGUGAACGUAUUCAAUCGAUUUAUAAAUAUAAGAUUGAAUGUUUCCGUUUGAAAUUAAAGAAAAUACAACAUAAUUAUUAA